Molecule: messenger RNA, 6159 nt
Organism: Salvia miltiorrhiza (redroot sage)
Lineage: Eukaryota; Viridiplantae; Streptophyta; Magnoliopsida; Lamiales; Lamiaceae
Product: 1-phosphatidylinositol-3-phosphate 5-kinase FAB1B-like
Exons: 11
Coding region: 472-5886 (1804 amino acids)
Biological process (GO): phosphatidylinositol phosphate biosynthetic process
Cellular component (GO): endosome membrane
Molecular function (GO): 1-phosphatidylinositol-3-phosphate 5-kinase activity; metal ion binding; ATP binding
Source: RefSeq, a predicted model, not a curated record
UUAGUUUUCUUUGAGAGAUCGAUCUUGGAUUCCUUUUAGUUAUUAUUAAUUUGUUCACUGUGGAAUGUGUGGGUAGAGUUGCAAGUUUGGGUUAGUUGCUCGGUGCUAGAAUUUGGGAUUUAGGGUUAUUAGUUCUUGAUCAAGGAAAUUGCGAUUUGGGUUUUGUGCAAAAUUUUGAGUGGAUCAACUUUGUUGCAGCUGUUUUAGUCAUUGAAUUUGAGUGUUGUAAGCUGAAGAAAGGAUAUAGUUUGAAUUUGAGUAUCAAUUUAAAAUCUACUAACAAGGUUGCAGCAAUUUGGUUUGCUGGAUUGGAUUAGUUUGUUUCUACUUACUGGGUUAAUUUUUUGUUUUGAAGUUGAAGUUUCAUCAUUAAUCUCUUGUGAUUCUCUGUGUCAGGGGUUGGGAAUGGAUGUUUGAGUUGGAAAGAAAUGAGUAUAUCACAAUGAGAGGGAAGGGGGGGUUGUUGAGUCGAUGGACGAGUCUGAUAGGACAUUUUCUGAUCUGGUAGGCUUACUUAAAUCUUGGAUGCCAUGGCGGUCAGAGCCUGCACAUGUGUCGAGGGAUUUCUGGAUGCCCGACCAGAGCUGCAGGGUGUGCUACGAGUGUGAUUCACAGUUCACCUUGUUUAACCGUAGGCAUCAUUGUCGUCUCUGUGGUCGGAUUUUCUGUGCCAAGUGUACUUCGAAUUGGCUUCCUAUUGGACAUAGUGAGCCAAAGAUUUCACUAGAAGAGUGGGAUAAGAUUAGGGUAUGCAAUUACUGUUUCAAGCAAAGGGAGAAAGAGCAAUGGGGAAAACAGUUGAUUGUGGCAGUUGAUGAUGGGCUCCAGGUGGACCUACAGGACGCCAGCUGUACUUCUCCGUCAGCAACCAGUUUCCUUAGCACUAGAUCUAGUGGCACCUGUGGUAGCAGUAGCACUACUUUUGUGUCAGUACCACAGUCGGCUGCACCCAGCCCAAUGCAAUCACCGUCGACAGAAGCAGAUUUAGAUAGGCAAAAUGUUGGAGCAGCAAAGAUCAAUGAUGUUGCUGUGGUCACAGAGGAGCAAAACCUGUCUGAAGACCAAUUUGGUUAUUUCCAAAACAGGAGUGAUGACGAUGAUGAUGAAUAUGGAAUGUCUCAGUUAGGUCCCAUAGCUAGUGACUUUUCCCAGGUCAAUGGCUACUAUGGCCCCGUUAAAUUUGAGGAUAUUAACAGUGAUUAUAACUCACGUAAAGUUCAUCCUGAUGGAGAUGCUGUUGAUUCAAAAAGUACGGCCAGCUCCCCAUUGCGAUAUAGUGUUAAUUCUCAACAUUCUGAAGAAUCACAGCAGAUUGCCGAGAAAGAUGCUGAACAAGACAUUGGUGAUGAAUGUGAGGCACCUUCUUCUUUAUAUGUAGCAGAAGACGUCAAUACCGAGCCUGUUGAUUUUGAAAACAAUGGAGUUCUGUGGCUCCCUCCCGAGCCUGAAGACGAAGAAGAUGAAAGGGAAGCACUUCUAUUCGAGGACGACGGUGAUGGGGAUGCUGCUGGAGAAUGGGGAUAUCUCAACAAUUCAAGCAGCUCUGGGAGCGGGGAGUUUCGUAGUCGGGAGAAAUCAAACGAGGAGCACAAGAGAGCCAUGAAGAGUGUGGUCGAAGGUCAUUUUCGGGCUUUAGUAGCUCAACUCUUGCAGGUAGAGAAUCUUCUUUCAGAGGAUGAAAAUGACAAAGAGAGUUGGUUGGAAAUAAUUAUUGCCUUGUCAUGGGAGGCUGCCACAUUGUUAAAACCAGAUAUGAGCCAAGGGGGACAAAUGGACCCCGGGGGGUAUGUCAAAGUAAAAUGUUUAGCUUCAGGGCUUCGAAGUGAGAGUUUGGUGGUCAGAGGAGUUGUGUGCAAGAAAAAUGUGGCUCAUCGACGGAUGACAUCGAGAGUAGAGAAGCCUCGCUUACUGAUCCUCGGAGGGGCUCUUGAGUACCAGCGGGUUUCUAAUGCACUAUCAAGCUUUGACACACUGUUGCAACAAGAAAUGGAUCAUCUGAAGAUGGCCGUUGCGAAGAUAAGUGUGCACACUCCUAAUAUUCUUCUGGUUGAGAAAUCCGUUUCACGCUACGCACAGGAGUACCUUCUCGCUAAAGAAAUAUCACUUGUUCUGAAUAUUAAAAGGCCACUUCUGGAGCGUAUAGCCCGUUGCACUGGUGCCCAAAUUGUUCCUUCAAUUGAUCACCUAUCAUCAGAGAAGGUGGGAUAUUGUGACAUGUUCAAUGUUAUGAGGUUUACAGAAGAGCAUGGUAGUGCCGGUCAGGCUGGAAAGAAGCUGGUGAAGACCCUGAUGUAUUUCGAAGGUUGUCCGAAGCCACAAGGAUGCACUAUAAUACUUCGAGGCGCCAGUGGGGAUGAAUUGAAGAAAGUGAAGCAUGUUGUACAGUAUGGAGUAUUUGCGGCUUACCACUUGGCUUUGGAGACGUCUUUUCUUGCUGACGAAGGUGCCUCUUUGCCGGCACUUCAGUUGAACUCUCCUAUCACGGUGGCACUACCAGAUAAGCAAUCGACAAUUGACAGAUCCAUCUCAACUGUACCUGGUUUUUCAGUUCCGUCUAGUGAUAAAACUCCCGGGCCUCAAUCUGUUGGUGAUCCACAGAGGUCGAAUACUUUACCCCCAUCAGAUCUAAUCAGGGAAACGAUUGCAUCGAUCCAUGAGUAUGCUCCUUUGAGCUCUCAGUAUGGCGAGCCUCUUAUAUCAUCUUCUGUAAAGGGUUUUCAGCGUUCUUCCUCGAAUCCAUUUUCUGCUGAACAUGGAUCGGAAGAUCAAGCUAUUCUAGAUUUGGGCCUGUCCUCGGAGGCAAAACCUAGUGAAUUAGAUGGACUUGCUGUCUCAGUAGAUAUCCACUCUAGUUUUUUUGGAGAUUCAAAUGUCAAAAUUAUGGAAAGUGAUGGAAGUAACAUAGAUACUAAGAGCAAUGCAUCGAAUCUGACGUCUUUGCAAACGGAUAGUCUGAAACUUCCUGAUGAACAGCCUGCUUUGAAAGAAGAAUUUCCACCUUCUCCUUCAGACCAUCAAAGCAUCUUAGUCUCGUUGUCGUCUAGAUGUGUAUGGAAGGGUACUGUCUGUGAAAGAUCACAUUUGUUUCGGAUCAAAUAUUACGGUAGCUUUGAUAAGCCUUUGGGUCGUUUUUUGCGGGAUCAUUUAUUCGACCAGAGUUUCGUAUGCCGCUCAUGUGAGAUGCCCGCCGAGGCUCAUGUUCAGUGCUACACUCAUCGACAAGGCACUCUGACAAUUUCAGUAAAGAAACUACCUGAAAUUAUUUUACCUGGUGAACGGGACGGGAAGAUUUGGAUGUGGCACCGUUGCUUGAGAUGUCCCAGGGCUAAUGGAUAUCCGCCUGCAACUAGACGGGUUUUGAUGUCGGAUGCUGCAUGGGGGUUGUCCUUUGGAAAGUUUUUGGAGCUAAGCUUUUCGAACCAUGCAGCUGCGAGUAGAGUGGCGAGCUGUGGCCAUUCUUUGCAUAGAGACUGUCUUCGGUUUUAUGGGUUUGGACAAAUGGUUGCUUGCUUUCGUUAUGCAUCAAUCGAUGUUCAUUCAGUGUACCUACCUCCCUCAAAACUUGAUUUCAACUACAAAAAUCAGGAGUGGAUAGAAAAAGAAAUGAAUGAGGUGGUUGGGCGAGCCGAGCUAUUGUUCUCUGAAGUGCUCAACGCUCUUCGUCAUCUCGCAGAAAGAAAAUGUGGUGUAGGUGCGACUAACGGUGGCACAAACGUGAACGAAUCAAGACACCUGAUAACAGAUCUUGAAGGGCUCUUGCAGAAGGAAAAGUCUAUAUUUGAGGAAAUGCUCCAGAAAUUAUUGAAGAAGGAGGUGAGAAUAGGGCAACCUCUCAUCGAUAUUCUCGAGCUCAAUCAGCUGCGCAGAGAGCUGGUCUUCCAGUCUUACGUAUGGGACCGGCGCCUGAUAUACGCAGCUAGUCUAGAUUCCAAUAACAAACCAAAUAAAGCGGCAGUUUCCACUUCGGAGGCUGUUCAGAAACCUCUUGGUGAAACUGAGAGAGUUCUCGAUGUAAAUGUCCCAGCUGCGACCGUUAAGACUCUAAGCAGUUCUGAAUCCAUUGUCACGGACACAAAGCUCAAAGAAAAUCCUGAUCAUGGCUCGGGCAGUCUGCUCAACAAUCACCUUGAGGUGGUGGUUCCUCAAAUAACUGAUUUAUCUUCGAUUUUGGAUCAUGGACAGAAUCCGCUCGAACUCUCUCGGUCCGCUGAUGAACCGGAUUCUCUUGUUCCCAAUGUUAAUGUACAUAGUGCUUUCUUAGAUGGUCAAAGUCCUAUAUCUCUGUCGGAUACUCUCGAUGCCGCCUGGACCGGUGAGAGUCAUCCGGGUAUGGGGGUCCCAAAGAAGUGCAGUGUGUCGGAUUUAGCUGAAUUAGAUACUUCAUCUGCUGUCAGAGUAUUCGACAAGUCGGAUAUGGAAGAAGACAGAGAGGACUCACCUUCCGGCUCGUCUACCAAAAGUUCUGGUGAUGCAGACGAAACUGAGAACUGGUUGAGCACGCCGUUUUCCAUCUACUACCGAUCACCAAGCAAGAAUUGCUCGGGACCAGACCUGAAGCUGGAUGUGUUGGGUGGAUAUAAUCCAGUUUACAUCUCCUUGUUUCAGGACCCCGAACUCCAAGGUGGGGCUCGGUUGCUUCUCCCCAUGGGGGUUAACGAGACUGUCAUUCCGGUGUACGAUGAUGAGCCAACGAGUCUUAUAUCCUAUGCCCUUGUCUCUCAUGAUUACUUCAGCCAAAUCUCCGAUGAGCCCGACAGACCUAAGGACAUUGCCGAACCGAUGAUUUCCAUGCACUCCCUUGAUGUUGGGGCCUUUCCGUCGUUAUCGUCUUUGGACGAGGUGGUGUUGGAAUCUUACAAGAGCGUUGGAGCCGGAGAUGAGGGCAUUCUGACGACCUUCCGCAGCUCCUUGAAUUCGGACCCUGUCUCGUACACAAAAGCUCUGCACGCUAGAGUGUCGUUUACGGAUGAUGGACCCCUCGGGAAGGUCAAGUACACGGUCACCUGUUACUAUGCAAAACGUUUCGAUGCGUUGAGGAGGAUAAGUUGCCCGUCGGAGGUGGAUUUCGUCAGAUCCCUUAGCCGUUGCAAGAAGUGGGGAGCCCAAGGCGGCAAGAGCAACGUCUUCUUCGCGAAAACUUUGGAUGAUCGGUUCAUCAUCAAGCAGGUGACAAAGACUGAGCUUGAGUCGUUCAUCAAGUUCGCCCCGGGCUAUUUCAAGUACCUGUCUGAAUCGAUCGGGACAGGCAGCCCGACCUGCCUGGCAAAGAUCCUUGGUAUCUAUCAGGUAUCUUCGAAACAUCUUAAAGGAGGGAAAGAAAUGAAAAUGGACGUGCUGGUGAUGGAGAAUCUGCUGUUUGGAAGGAAUAUAACGCGACUCUACGAUCUCAAAGGUUCAUCCAGGUCGCGAUACAAUCCUGAUUCUUCCGGUAGUAAUAAGGUGUUGUUAGACCAGAACUUGAUCGAAGCAAUGCCCACGUCUCCCAUAUUUGUUGGAAACAAAGCGAAGCGAGUCCUCGAACGAGCAGUGUGGAACGACACUGCUUUUCUUGCUUCCAUAGACGUAAUGGACUACUCGCUACUAGUCGGGGUCGAUGAGGAGAAGCACGAGCUCGUCCUUGGGAUCAUCGACUUUAUGAGACAGUACACGUGGGACAAGCAUCUCGAGACAUGGGUAAAAGCAUCGGGCAUCCUAGGCGGGCCCAAGAACGCCUCGCCUACCGUGAUCUCUCCGAAGCAGUACAAGAGAAGGUUCAGGAAGGCCAUGACGACGUAUUUCUUGAUGGUCCCAGAUCAGUGGUCGCCUCCUACAAUAAUCCGUAGCCAGUCGCAGUCGGAGAUGGCUGAAGAGAACUCUGCACAUAAUAGUAUGCCCUCUGCCGAGUGAAAAGCCUCAUUUGCUUGUAUAUUUUGAAGCGCAAAUUCAUUCUUUUUUUUUUCUUUUUUUUUUUGUAUAUCUAAUUUUUCUGAUUUUCUAUAUUCUUUUGUAAGCAUGGCCUUUUGAAUCUUAUUUAGAGGUAGAAUUCAUUAUUAUUUUUUCGGGAAAAUAUAUUCAAUUCCCCUUGUACACAUUCAUUUUGUGUUGCUCUGUUUUGUCCCAUUAAUUGGAAGAAUUUGAAGUUGUAAAUCGGUUGGAAUAUAUCGAUGGCAGUUUUGUAUA